Lonchura striata (white-rumped munia) is the source of this 4017-nucleotide messenger RNA. It is a transcript of the gene MSANTD3, whose product is annotated as Myb/SANT DNA binding domain containing 3. NCBI's taxonomy places the organism in Eukaryota, Metazoa, Chordata, Aves, Passeriformes, Estrildidae. The record is from RefSeq and is a predicted model, not a curated record.
GCCGCCGCGGAUGCGCCCGCACCGCGCCGCAGCCUCCGCGCCCGCCCGACGGGGAGCGGCCGCCUUUGUGGAGCCGGGACCUGUCCUGCUUUCUCCUUCAAGCAGAAGAGGAGCUAGCGAGGAGAUUACAAAAACCCCACCAAGCUCGAGUUAAUGUUUGAGAAGUUCGGGUGCGGGAGAGUCUGCUAUUCUCCCAGCAGAUCACAUCACAUGCCUUAUAGUCUGUAAAAGAAGAACUCUGCACAACAUUUCACAGUAAAGAUGAGGAGCUGAGAGAUACCUCUGUUAUCUUGAAGCUAUAGAGGAAUUUUGGCUUCUUGGAGAAACGGGAGAAAAUGCAAAACGAAAUAAUAAAGCCUGCUAAAUACUUCUCAGAAGUGGAGAAGAGUGUGCUGCUUGCAUUAGUUGAAAAAUACAAAUACGUGCUUGAAUGUAAAAAAAGUGAUGCAAGAACUAUUGCUCUGAAACAGCGCACCUGGCAAGCACUAGCUCAUGAAUAUAAUUCACAGCCCAGUGUAUCACUGCGAGACUUCAAACAGUUAAAGAAAUGCUGGGAAAAUAUCAAGGCACGGACAAAAAAGAUAAUGGCACAUGAAAGGCGGGAGAAGGUAAAAAGAAGUAUUAGUCCACUUAUAAAUACUCACAUCGUAGGGAAAGAGAAGAUUGGAAGCAUAAUGCCUGAGCAAAUGUACUUUUUGCAGAGCCCACCAGAAGAAGACUCUGAAUAUCAGCCUGAUGCUUCUAGUCAAGAGUCAUUUGUUGUGUCAAACAGAGAACUUUGUGAUGAAGACAAAGAGCUGGUACAUUUUCCAGUAUGCGAAGGUACCUCCCAGCCUGAGCCUUCAUGUUCUGAUGUCAGAAUAGCAGCAGAUAAGAACUACAGAAGUAAAGCAUCUCAGGAAAGUGCUCUGAAAAAGAUGCAUGAGGAAGAACAUCAUCAGCAAAUGUCGAUUUUGCAACUGCAGUUAAUCCAAAUGAAUGAAGUUCAUGUGGCAAAGAUACAGCAAAUAGAAAGAGAGUGUGAGAUGGCUGAAGAAGAACACAGGAUAAAAAUGGAAGUUCUAAAUAAAAAGAAAAUGUAUUGGGAGAGAAAACUGCAGACCAUUACAAAAGAAUGGCCUGUAUCCUCCUAUAACAGACCCUUUCCUAAUUCACCUUAGAACAUAGAAGGGCAGAGAGUCAGUCUGGUUUAGCACAUUUAUGAGUAACACGCACUGGAAAGAGGGUUUUCUACUGUGAAUGUACAGUGACAGGAUAGGUGCCUGGCUGAUAGUGAACACACUAUGACUCUUAAUGUUUAGGGAAACAGUGGUAUAGUUCACCAAGAGGAAAACUCUAUUGUUUGUUUGUAGGUAGUUCUGAUUUGUUUAACUCGCAGACAUGCACAGUGUUCUACAAUGUGAACAUAUUUUCUCCUUGCAGAACACCCUUGAUCCUUGUGAAGUUUAAGGUACCCUUACAUUGGUAAGAGUAAGGUAUUCUUACAUUGGGAGUUCUUAAGAAAACUUAACAUCUUUAAAUAUUGGGCUGUAGUGUUUGUUUUGAUUUCUAUCUCUUCCUAUCUACCAUUUCCCAAAUGAAGGCAAGGGUUGGAGUUGCUCUCUGCUAUUGAGACAAAAGGUGAUAGACAGCUAUUAGCUGGAUCAUUAUGCUGAAGCUUAGGGAAAAUAAACUAGUUAAUACAGUCCAUAACUUAUUCUUCAUAAAAGAUGUGAAAAUGAAGGAUGUAGCAAGAAGGACACUGUAGUGACAGCCCUCUCCUUCUGAAGAACAGUAAUGUUUAUUUUCCAGCUGUCUGGCUGACUGAGAGGAUGGUUGUGGAAUGGCCCUCCAGUUGUUUGAGCCUUGACACUUGAGAAAUUAAAAAGAAGGCAACUUCUUCCUCAAAAGCCACUGUGCUUAUUCUUUAAUUUUCAGGCCCAUCUUGUAUUGAAAUAGAGUACCCAAACAGGAGGGUCAAAUGCUGCUGCCAGCACUGUGCGCUGUUCACCUGAAGUCAUUCUGAGGGGAAGAGCUUUUUAAGAAUUCAUAAAGCUCUUAAAAUGCAGUGAGCCAGCCAGUCCAUUGGCAAAGUCUCCCUCUAUUUUGCUAUGCAAUACUUGAUGGUGUAGCAACUAACUUGAUUAUUUCUCCUUAGCUAAAAGAAAAGACUAAGACUCACCCUCUUUUCCUUCUCAUAGGGUGGGAAGCGGUUCAAAGGAAUCAUUCCUGUCUUGAAGCAUUGUUCUGUUUUGUUUUGUUUUGUUCUGUCCUGUGCAUUAUGGUGGUGUGUUUCUUGCCUUUGCUGUCAGUGAGGGGUGAUGGACAUGAUUUAUAUGAAGGCAUUCACAUGAAAGUCCCCACAGAUUUUGGAUGUCCAGAAUGGUAGAUAGUAGGAAAGCACAAAUAAAGAUAGAUAAUCUUUACCCUGGCAAUCAUUUAUUCUAGUGGGGCAAGAGUUAAGAAAAUGUGAAAUGCAGAACCCUGCAAGGAUUCAUAAGAACUUCUGGUGUGUGAAAACCUGUUUUACAGGAAGGUGUACAACUGUCAUUUGAAGCAGUGAGAAAAAUGAACAAAACCAUAAAUUUUCAUUGAAAAAUCAGAGUAUCACAUAAUUCAAUAAAGUAUUUUCAGAUCAUUACUCCUGAGGGUGAGUCCAUACUGUGAACAAUGUAUUCAAAGCAGAGUAUGUUACAAGGCAUACAUUCCCAGCUACACUCCUGUCUCUUUCCCUGGAUAUCCUUUCUGGUGGAGUGACUUCCUUUUGGUUUUGUUUUUGAUUGAGUAGGGUUCACUCUGUGUGUGUGUGUGUGUGUGUGUGUGUGUGUGUGUAUGUGGUUUUUUUGACCUGGUUUCACUGCUGGUGAUUCAUCUUUGUGAGCACUGCCAUUAUCAACCACAGGACUAGCUGUGGUUAACAGUGUGGUACCUGUGCUACUUCCUUAAAUGUGCUAAAACCAGCAAUCACAAUGGGAGCUAUUUAUUACAGCUCAUUUUAUAUGACAGAGGAAAAAAAAUAUGCUGGGCUGGUGCAAGAUAAAAAAAAAAGAGGGCCUGUGUAAAAUCUGAAGACAGAUCUUUUUGACCACAAACUCAAUAUUCUUAUAAAUUGGCUGUGUGAAGAAAGUACAGGGAUUCCAAAGAAGGAUGUUAUGGGCACUUUUAUUUUUCCGCUGAAUGAAAACACUUUUGGAAGGUAUAAUAGAGGCAAAAGAAAAGUAAACAGAAAUUAGGACCUUGUUCUGAGAUUGCAUUCUGUGGUCUGAAAGAUGAGUCAGUUAUUUGACUUCUAAGUGAAAAUAAAUGAAAACUAGGUGUUAGAAGGUAAUGAAUGGAGACAAUUUCAGCACUGUGAAGGGGGCAAGAAUAGAUAGCCCUGUGAAAAUGAUGAAAUAGACAUUCGCAAAAUGUGAGUAAGGGUAGCUUGAACUUCUGGAAGUUAUAUGAUUGCUCAUGAAAGAUCAUUGUAUUUUUAUAUUUAAAAAUCCUUUAAAAUAAGCAUGUUUUCAAGUGGACAAUACCUUGCUUCUUGGUGUAUUUUCUUAUUCUGAGACCAAAAUUUACAGUUCUUAUGCUGAACAAUAGGCCCUUUUAAUUCAAGUUCUAUUUAAAAGAAAGAAGACCAUAAGAGAAAGAAAAAUAGCCAAGAUGAAGGUAUGAAACAAAGAAUGAUCAUUAGAUGCAUAGGGGAAGAGUGGGAAUGUUACACCUAACAUAAAUUAUACAAAUAGGUUUUGUGGUAAAGAGAAUAGAUCAUUCACAGGUGACACAGACUCUUGCUUUCCCAUUUGUAGUUGAGUGUUGGUUGAUGUAAAACUGGGUGAUAAACACAGAAAAAUGUAAAAGAUCAACAGGAGAAAAUGAUGUAUCUCCUUGCCAUGCUUUGGCUUUUUAAAGUGAUCAAUGUGAUGGAAUUGAAAUUACUUGAGAAAUUACUUUUGCCUUUGUUGUUUUGCAAUUACUCCUUCUGGUAGUAGAGUUUACCUUUUCUUGUGUUUGACUUUUCUUAUAUAUGUAAUAUAUCUAUCUCAGACAAUA